CUUCACCUGAGACAUCUCUUGGCUCUGAUCCGGACGGUGGCGCAGAGCAGCGAUGGUUUGCGGAGGAUUCAUUUGCACCAAGAACGCGCUUUCUGCGCUCAACGUCGUUUAUGUGAUGGUGAGUCUGCUGAUGGUCGGGGUGGCUGCCUGGGGGAAAUGGUUCGGCCUGGUCUCCAGCAUCAGCGUGGUGGCGGCCGUCAUCGGAGUGGGCGUCUUCCUGCUGCUGGUGGCCUUCGUGGGGCUUUGCGGCGCCUUGAAGCACCAGCAGGUUCUGCUUCUUCAGUUCCUCAACCUCCACCAGUACAUGAUGAUCCUGUUUGUAGUGUUUGUGUUGCAGUUCUCCAUCUCCUGCGCCUGCCUGGCUCUCAACUCGGAGCAGCAGAACCAGCUGCUGGAGGUGGGCUGGAACAAGUCCGAGGCGACCCGGGAAGACGUGGAGAGAACUCUGGACUGCUGCGGCUUCUCUUCCGUUAACCAAAGCAGCUCCUGCCCCGCUCGAUGCUUCGCCACCCCGGAGUCCUGCAGCAGCUGCUCACUGAUCCUGCAGCAGUACGCCGGCGAGGUGCUGCGCUUCGUGGGCGGCAUCGGCCUCUUCUUCAGCUUCACCGAGAUUCUUGGCGUGUGGUUGACCCAUAAGUACAGGAACCUGAAGGACCCUCGAUCGAACCCCGGAGCCUUUCUGUAGCCGCUCUGACCCCAGUGACCCCAACAUGCACUGCUGCGAUUCCUGUGGCUCUGUCUGUGGAAAUGUUUGUCUGAAUGUGCCUUUAAUUUGAUUCACUGCAGCGUCUGUUGCGUCCGUCUGACCGCUGUGUGCGGCGUCUCUGCUCUUCUGUCACCAUCAGUCUCUGUUGAAGCUCGUCGUUGUUUUUCUGUUGGACUUUAAAGUGGAAAUGAAGUUCGAUGCACACCGACCCUUUGAGUUGAAAAGAAAAUGAAUUCCUUUCAAAGCAGUGAAAUCAAUUUUCUCUGCAGGUUUUUAAAGUGAUUUGUUGUUUAAAACUGAAGGAAUAAAUGAAGAAUAAAGAUGA
Poeciliopsis prolifica (blackstripe livebearer) is the source of this 1031-nucleotide messenger RNA. RefSeq names its product tetraspanin-13-like. The transcript has 6 exons. Gene Ontology annotation, cellular component: membrane. The coding region runs from base 53 to 685 and encodes 210 amino acids. The record is from RefSeq and is a predicted model, not a curated record. Lineage: Eukaryota; Metazoa; Chordata; Actinopteri; Cyprinodontiformes; Poeciliidae.